AUGUCCUCCAGCUCGCCGCCGGGCGAGCCCAAGAGCCGCAGCCUGGGCCGGCUGUCGCUGCCCAGGAGAGGCAGCAUGACGCCCGGCAAGAAGGCGGCGGCGCUGGAGCUGGCCGAGAGCGCCCCGAACGCCCACUACGCCCCGCUGGCGGCCGCGCAGGGCGGGCAGGCGCCCGCGGGAUGCGGCCCCGAACGGGAGCGGGCGCCGCGGCUGCGGAGCGAGGUGGUGCUGGUGAGCGCCGACUGCCCGCGGCCCCCCGUCAGCCUGGACCCCCGCGUCUCCAUCUACAGCCUCCGCAAGCCCCUGCUGAGCCGCAGCAGCGUCCAGGGCAGGGUCUACAACUUCUUGGAGCGGCCCACGGGAUGGAAGUGCUUCGUGUAUCACUUCACCGUCUUCCUUAUUGUGCUGAUAUGCCUUAUCUUCAGUGUGCUUUCUACAAUUGAGCAGUAUGCAGCUCUUGCUACAGGGACAUUAUUUUGGAUGGAAAUUGUGUUAGUGGUGUUCUUUGGAACAGAAUAUGUGGUUCGGCUAUGGUCAGCAGGAUGCCGCAGUAAAUAUGUUGGAAUAUGGGGAAGGCUCCGUUUUGCUAGGAAGCCUAUUUCAAUCAUUGAUUUAAUUGUAGUUGUUGCUUCCAUGAUAGUUCUUUGUGUGGGCUCUAAAGGUCAAGUCUUCGCAACCUCUGCUAUCAGGGGCAUCCGUUUCCUGCAGAUUUUACGGAUGCUGCACGUUGACCGUCAGGGCGGUACCUGGAGGCUGCUGGGAUCAGUGGUGUUCAUACACAGACAGGAACUGAUAACUACACUCUACAUUGGAUUUCUGGGUCUGAUUUUUUCCUCUUAUUUUGUAUACCUGGCCGAGAAAGAUGCUGUAAAUGAUUCUGGAGAAACAGAGUUUGGCAGCUAUGCAGAUGCCCUGUGGUGGGGAGUAGUGACUGUUACAACUAUUGGCUAUGGAGAUAAAGUGCCACAGACCUGGAUAGGAAAGACAAUUGCAUCUUGUUUUUCGGUGUUUGCAAUCUCGUUUUUUGCACUGCCUGCGGGAAUUCUUGGUUCAGGCUUUGCCCUAAAGGUACAACAGAAACAAAGACAGAAGCAUUUCAACCGUCAGAUUCCAGCUGCUGCCUCACUCAUACAGACUGCAUGGAGAUGUUAUGCUGCAGAAAACCCAGAAUCUUCUACAUGGAAAAUAUACAUUCGAAAACCUGCCAGGAAUUAUCAUUUGCUGUCCCCCAGUCCAAAACCAAAGAAAUCGGUGAUGGUUAAAAAGAAGAAAUUUAAGUUAGACAAGGACAAUGGACCUUCUUCUCCAGACAGGAUGUUGACUAUACCACACAUCACUUAUGAGCACGUGGCAGAAGACAGGAAACCUGAUUUCAGUUUUGAACCAUUUGAAAAUUCUGGACAAACAGGAAAGUUAAAAUUGCUUGAUUGUCAGCACUCCUGGCCAUCCUUUUCCACAGACCAGCAGUCUUCCAGCGCUCCUUCCUCUCCAGUGAAAAAGAGCCCGGCGUUCCUAGAUGUGAACACAGGAGCCUUCAUCAGGACCAGCAGCUUUGCCGAUGAGCUUGACCUGGAGGGCGAGACACUGCUGACCCCAAUAACUCACAUCUCACAGCUGCGGGAACACCACCGUGCUGCCAUCAAGGUGAUUCGUAGGAUGCAGUAUUUUGUGGCAAAAAAAAAGUUCCAGCAAGCCAGAAAACCCUAUGAUGUCCGAGAUGUUAUUGAGCAGUAUUCUCAGGGCCACCUCAACCUGAUGGUGCGAAUCAAGGAGCUACAGAGGAGGUUGGACCAGUCCAUAGGAAAGCCAUCUCUCUUUAUCUCUGUCUCAGAGAAAAGCAAAGAUCGAGGAAAUAACACGAUUGGUGCCAGGCUGAACAGAGUGGAGGACAAGGUCACACAAAUGGACCAGAAGCUGAACCUCAUCACGGACAUGCUGCAUCACCUGGUUUCCCGUCAGCAGGGGGACCAGGGCAGCAAUAGAUCAUCUCAGAGAGGCAACAACAAUGUCACUUCAGAGUUUUUCCAUCCCAACAACACCCUGCCCACCUAUGAGCAGCUGACAGUACCGGGAGGAAAUGAAGACGACAUCUCCUGAUGUGAUGCAAGCCUGGGUUGGGUUGUUCCUACUUUUCUCCUCUGGACAGGACUGAGUGUUGAGAACCUGGGAGAAAUGAAGUUCAUCAUCCAGCCAAGAAAUCAUGAAACUGCUAUAUCUACACCACUAGUCUCAAACAUGCUCUUCUGAAGUUACCCACAGUAGCCAAUGGAUCACCAGGCUGUCUUCCACCAGG
This is a messenger RNA of Cinclus cinclus, 2293 nucleotides long. RefSeq names its product potassium voltage-gated channel subfamily Q member 1 (gene KCNQ1). The record is from RefSeq and is a predicted model, not a curated record. Gene Ontology annotation, cellular component: voltage-gated potassium channel complex; membrane. Bases 1 to 2097 code for a protein of 698 amino acids. Gene Ontology annotation, molecular function: voltage-gated potassium channel activity. NCBI's taxonomy places the organism in Eukaryota, Metazoa, Chordata, Aves, Passeriformes, Cinclidae. Gene Ontology annotation, biological process: transmembrane transport; potassium ion transport. The transcript has 18 exons.